UAAAUUGGAAUAUGAUCACAUAUUGUUUCCAAAAUUAUUAGUGAUAAUAAAGAAGGAUAUUUAACAUGUUGUUUCUUCUUCUUGUUGUGUUGCUUUUAACUAUACUUUUUCUUGUUAAAAACAAGAUCAAAGCCAAUAAUGAAAACAAGCCAAAACUUCCUCCUACUCCUCCAAAACUUCCAAUCAUAGGUAACUUACACCAACUUGGUUCACUGACCCAUCAAUCUCUAUGGAAACUCUCAAAAACUUAUGGCCAUAUUAUGGGCCUUCAGUUGGGGAAAGUACCAGCCAUAGUUAUCUCUUCAGCUAAAGCUGCAGAAGAUGUCUUGAAAAUCAAUGAUUUGGCUUGCUGUGAUAGACCAUCUUUAACUGGCCCUGCAAAACUUGCUUACAACAACAUAGACAUAACUUUCUCACCUUAUGGUGAGUAUUGGAGGCAGAUAAGGAAACUAUGUGUUCUAAAGCUUUUUAGUAGCAAGAGUGUUCAAUCCUUUGAUUUCAUUAGAGAUGAUGAAAUUCAUUCUCUUAAUGAUUUUCUCCGCGAAUCAUCGGUUUCAGCCACUCCUGUUAAUCUCAGUGUCAAGAUGGCUACUCUUAUGGCAAGCAACACUUUCAGGACAGCCUUUGGGAAGAGAUUUUCCGAGUGUGGACUCGAAAGCGAAGUGUUUGAACAAAUGAUUCAUCGAGCAAUGGAUGUGGUUGGAACCUUUGCAGCCUCUGAUAUGUUUCCUCGCAUGGGUUGGAUUAUUGAUAGGCUGACUGGUGUUCAUGCCAAAUUUGAGAGGAGCUUUCGUGAAAUGGAUGAUUUCUUUGAAAUUGUUAUUGCUGAGCAUCUAAAUAGAACCCCUGAAAAAGGGAAGGAAGAUCUUGUUGAUUUGUUGCUAAGCAUAGAGAGAGGUGAAUAUGAUUCCACUUCCUCCACAGAAAUUAAUUUCACUAGAGAUUGUACUAAGGCAGUCAUCAUGGAUAUAUUUACUGCAGGAGUGGACACAGGUGCAAUCACAGUAACUUGGGCAAUGUCAGAGCUAGCUAAAAAUCCAAGAGUAAUGAAGAAGGUCCAACAUGAAAUCAGAAGUUAUUGUUUGAAGAAAAACAAAUUCAAGAUCACUGAAAGUGAUAUUAACCAACUUGAUUAUCUCAAAAUGGUUGUGAAAGAGACUCUGAGGUUACACCCUGCAGCACCAAUUUUACUAAGAGAAAGCAUAUCUGAAUUCAAGGUUGGUGAGUAUCAAGUUUCUCCAAAAACAGUCAUCCAAGUUAAUGUUUGGGCAAUAGGAAGGGAUCCUAAUUACUGGCCAAACUCAGAAGAGUUCAUCCCAGAAAGGUUUAUUGAUAGCUGUGUUGAUUUCAAAGGACAAAACUUUGAGUACUUGCCAUUUGGAGCAGGUCGAAGAGGUUGUCCGGGGAUGAUUAUGGGACUGACUAUGGUGGAGCUCACACUAGCUAAUCUUUUGUGCUACUUUGACUGGAAAUUGCCAAUUGGGAUGAAAGAGUCAGAUAUUGACAUGGAGGAGGGAUCUGGAAUUACAGUCUUCAAAAAAUCUCCUCUUAAACUUGUUCCAGUUAGCUAUGAAUGGCCAUCAGAGGUUCAAACAUAGAUAAUAUAGUUUUAUAUAUAUUUGUAUCAGAAUAAAUAUGGCCACAUGUUUUGGUUGUAUGGUCUUAUAUUUGAAAAUAAUAAUUAUAGAGUUUGCUUGCUCUGCAAGAGCUGAUUGUGAUUGGUCCUCAGUUUUGUAUUUUCUUUGUAUCAAUAAAAAUUUUCUUACCCA
Molecule: messenger RNA, 1769 nt
Organism: Cannabis sativa
Lineage: Eukaryota; Viridiplantae; Streptophyta; Magnoliopsida; Rosales; Cannabaceae
Product: cytochrome P450 71B34
Exons: 2
Coding region: 66-1598 (510 amino acids)
Molecular function (GO): heme binding; iron ion binding; oxidoreductase activity, acting on paired donors, with incorporation or reduction of molecular oxygen
Source: RefSeq, a predicted model, not a curated record